AGGAAAGGUAUAUCGUCAUUUACCGCACGUGACGCACCCACAUGGUAGCCGAGAUUCUACUUGAUUGUCUUCAAGAAACUCUUUUGAGCUUAUAUCUGCAGCUAGCUGUUACAUACAAGCAUGCCUCCGAAGAAAUCGACUGGAGGUCAGAAAGCUGUAGUGCCGGACCCAACCGUUCUGCCCGAUGGGGGCGACCCGGCACUAGUGGCUAUGGCAAUUGUCGACAAGAAAAAAAGAAAUUUAGAGAAACGAAAGAACAAGCUUGAGAGUCUAAAGGAAGGAUUGGACAGUGGCACUCGACUGGACACGGACCAGAUAGCCGCAGUCGCUAAGCUCAACGAUGUUUCGAUACAGCUGGAACUCAUCAAGGAGCUUCAGAAACAGUUCACCACUCUCCAAUCUGACUUUCAAAAAAGCCGGAAGAGACAGCAGAAAGCUGAUCGAUUGGCUGCCCGAGAGAGUGAGAAGGAGGCCGAGCGUAAGGCUGUGGUGUAUACCCUCAGGAUACAGGACCUCCUCACCAACAUGGGGGACGAAGACAAGGACAACUUCAGGACAGGGACCAAUGGAGCUCUGCUGCUGUCUGAGUCUGAGCUGUUCCAACUGGACGAGGUGUAUGGGAUACUCACUCCAUCACGUCAGGCCAACCCAAGCUAUGCUGAUGAUCUAGAGCGUGCCAGUGAGUUUAUCCAGCAGAUCAUUGAGCAGUCUGGGAAAGAGGCCCUGGGAUCAACAUACAAGCAGCUCUACGAACUCUUCCAGAAGAUUGAGGGGUGUGGUUACUUUGAUCGCCCCGCCUCUGACACUGGAGAUGAUGAGGAGUCACAGGAAGAGGGCGUGGCAGAUGAUGAAGACUACAGAUCGGCAGAGGACAAUCUCACACCAGCUAACGAGGAGACGGGUAGUUACGAGAGGAGCACCCCCGUAGGGGAGGAGAUCAUGGAGCCAUUAUAUGCACCCCCCACAGAGAUUCAACAGGAACUAGAGCCUGUCAUACAACCAGACAUGCUAACAGGUUACACACCCUCAGCUCCAUCCCCCACAUUUCCUGGUCUAGGCCCCUCCCCCGUCCAACCCAUCGCUGGGGACGGCUUCUCAUUCAUGCAUGACUCAGAGGUCGACAGAGGAAGUCUUCAGGCUAUCUCCCAACCCCCCACAACUCUGGACAGCACUCAUAUAACCCCCUCACUACUCCCAACCUCCCCUGACCCCCAGAGGCCGGCCCCCCCUAUGGCGUAUUCUCAAUACCCCCAGACCAACGAGAGACUGGCGACUGAGGAUAUGAGUAAACUAAGUAUCGUGGGCCCUGGUGGAGACAUCAUUCCACACCCGGCAUCAACCACCGUCAAUCAGUCAGGUGCUCAGAGCGACCUCGCUGCUACGGACGUGGCCACAGGUCAGCCAAAUCAGAGCACUAACGCUUAUCAGGGGGGUGGUCUAAUUAACUCUGCCACGCCCCCUGUAUCUUAUCAUUACGGCGGAGUGGCCAUGGGAGACGCCUCCUCAGGAUACCCAAGUCAACUUGGAGCUCCUGUGAGGGUCAGCGAAGGUCAGCCUCGAGGUGGGCGUGGCAAUCGUAGAGGUGGUGGUCCAGGGCAAGGGGGUCCUAAGAACUCUGGGGGUAUGUAUCGUAAUGGCCGAGGGAUGCAAGGAGGCUAUGACAAUAUGGGCGGGUAUGCAACCAACAACAGAGGUUACUCUACAGCUGGAGGAGCUGUCUAUCCUAGAGGAGGAGGUUCUCAAAAUGGUGGUGGUGGUGGUCGUGCAAACUAUCGGACCAACAAUGCACCACAAGGCACUAGGAAGUGAUCAUGUGAUAGUCAUGUGACUUUGAACUGUACCUAUAGAGACUCGUCUAUGUACCAUGAACGAUAUUUGAUUGAUGGGCUGUUGGUUUCGUUUAAAUUAUUUAAUCAUUAUUGUGUUAAUUAUUAAUUGUGAUAAUUUUAUCAUUGAUUGGUUGUGUGCAACAAUUAAUUAAAAGUGUGGAUCAAAAAUUGGAUUCAGAAAA
Halichondria panicea is the source of this 2011-nucleotide messenger RNA. Its product is annotated as caprin-1-like. The coding region runs from base 121 to 1809 and encodes 562 amino acids. Gene Ontology annotation, cellular component: cytoplasm. Gene Ontology annotation, molecular function: RNA binding. The transcript has 13 exons. NCBI's taxonomy places the organism in Eukaryota, Metazoa, Porifera, Demospongiae, Suberitida, Halichondriidae. The record is from RefSeq and is a predicted model, not a curated record.